CCGGAAGUUGACAGUUAGCAUUCCGCAGCUAAACUACCCAGUAGGAGUGAGUGAGUGUGUGUGUGUGUGCGCGUAUGUGUCCAGGUGUGAAAAUGUUACCAUUAUCUAUUAAAGACGAUGAGUAUAAGCCAGCCAAGAAUAACCUGCUGCUGAAAAUCUCUGGAUGGUUCAGGUCUAUCCUCGCUGAUAAAACCUCCAGAAAUCUGUUCUUCUUCCUCUGCCUGAACCUGUCCUUCGCCUUUGUGGAGCUAAUGUACGGCAUCUGGAGUAACAGUUUAGGUCUGAUCUCAGACUCCUUCCACAUGUUUUUUGACUGCACUGCCCUGCUGGCUGGUCUGGCAGCCUCCGUCAUCUCCAGGUGGAGAUCCAACGAUAGCUUUUCCUAUGGCUACGUGAGAGCAGAGGUUCUGGCAGGCUUUGUCAAUGGACUCUUCCUCAUCUUCACUGCUUUCUUCAUUUUCUCUGAAGGAGUCGAGAGAGCUCUAGAGCCUCCUGAUGUUCACCAUGAGCGGCUGCUUCCUGUCUCUGUAGCUGGUCUGCUGGUGAACCUGGUCGGGAUCUUUGUGUUCCAGCACGGAGGACACGGGCACUCACAUGGAGAGGGAGAUCACGGUCACAGUCACUCUCUGUUCAACGGUAGCCUGAAUCACGGUCACAGUCAUGGAGGACACGGUCACAGUCACGGAGGACACGGUCACAGUCACGGAGGACAUCACCACCACGACAAACAUGCAGACUGGCACAGUCAUGGAGGACACGGGCACAGUCAUGGAGUCCACGAGGAACCACUCUGUAAUGAUGAACCGCAGCACCUGCCGGGAAAGGGCUCCAGCAAACAGAUCCUGCAGGGUGUCCUUUUACAUAUUAUUGCAGACACUUUGGGCAGUAUCGGUGUGAUCAUCUCUGCUCUGCUGAUGCAGAAAUAUGAUUUGAUGAUUGCUGAUCCCAUCUGCUCCAUGCUGAUCGCCAUCCUCAUUGGAGUCAGUGUGGUACCAUUACUGAAGGAGUCCAUUGGGAUCCUGAUGCAGAGAACUCCACAUUCACUGGACCAUGCCCUACCAGAGUGCUACCAGAGGGUGCAGCAGCUACAGGGAGUGUACAAUCUGCAAGAGCCUCACUUCUGGACUCUGUGUACUGAUGUGUAUAUCGGAACAUUAAAGCUGCUGGUCGCCCCUGAUGCCGACACCCGCUGGAUCCUCAGCCAGACACACAACAUCUUCACCCAGGCAGGAGUUCGGCAGCUCUAUGUUCAGAUCGACACAGCUGCCAUGUAGAAGCUGCUCGUACUCCUCUACACAUGGGACCAAUUCAGUCUACUGGUGCAGGUGACCUCUGACUCCCACAGUCACUGCAGGACAGACUGAGAUAAGGGGAGGGCUCUCAGAGCUGAUGAACUCAAACAGCCCCACCCCCACUUUAUUAAAAGUAAAAAAAUUAUUAUAUAUAUAGGCCUGUCCACAAUGGUAAUUCUGUUUCUCCUGCAAAGAAUUAUGGGUAAGUGCCUUCCUCAUGAGACAAUCUGAGCCCCUCCCACCGGCGUCACUGCUCAGACUUGUUGAUUGGUUGACAGUGUGCGUGAAGUCACUCUGUAUGUGCCAAACCAUGUGACGGGUCAGUGGGUUUCAGCCAUUUUUUCUUUUUUUAAAUUUCAGCUGUAAUAAAUAAUUCUGGUUCUCUGAGUUUGACUAUUCUUCAUCACAUCUGUAUUACUGACUGAAACAGAGUUAAUUAAACAGCUAAGGAAGGAUCAGAGCCCCAUGGAAAGAAAGCUUUCACUUCAGGUGCAGCAAUAUUUGUACAUGGUUUUAAUAUCAGAACUGUUUGUUUUAAACUAUCACAGUGACACCACUGUAAACCUGUUCAAUUUAACAUGAAAUGAUCACAACCGCAUACAUUAAAGUUGGAGCUGAGUUCAGCUGCUUCAGA
This is a messenger RNA of Archocentrus centrarchus (flier cichlid), 1926 nucleotides long. RefSeq names its product solute carrier family 30 member 7 (gene slc30a7). The transcript has 11 exons. The record is from RefSeq and is a predicted model, not a curated record. Gene Ontology annotation, molecular function: zinc ion transmembrane transporter activity. NCBI's taxonomy places the organism in Eukaryota, Metazoa, Chordata, Actinopteri, Cichliformes, Cichlidae. Gene Ontology annotation, cellular component: membrane; cytoplasmic vesicle; Golgi apparatus. Gene Ontology annotation, biological process: intracellular zinc ion homeostasis; zinc ion import into Golgi lumen. The coding region runs from base 75 to 1274 and encodes 399 amino acids.